UGUAAUAUUUGUAGGAAAUGUUCUGUUAAAUACAAUUUGUAUAGGGAUGUAGGGUUUGCAUAAAAAGCUAGCUUUUCAGCUGACAAAUUGAUGGAAAGAACUGCACUAGUGUACACCAGUUGAGGAUUUGGCCAAAAUUCAUGAGAAAUACAUUGCAUUAUCAUCCUUUUUUAUCUGGUAUGUGCUCAUAAAAAUAAAGCCAUAGAAUUAAAAUGAAACAAAUUGAGCAUCAAAAAGUAGCAGUUACUACAGUGAUAUAAUUUGGAAGACAUCACAUGGGAAUCCCUUUUGUUGUUGUAGGAUGCACCUGCUUCAUUGUACUUUGCUCUUCCUGCUGCUACCACUCAGUUCCAGGACCCAAAAGUUGCCUACCAGAGAUGAGGAACUUUUCCAGAUGCAGAUUAGGGAUAAAGCAUUCUUCCAUGAUUCAUCAGUAAUUCCAGAUGGAGCUGAAAUUAACAGCUAUCUCUUCCGGGACACACCUAAGAGGUAUUUCUUUGUGGUUGAAGAAGAUAACACUCCUUUAGCAGUUACUGUAACACCAUGUGAUGCUCCUUUGGAAUGGAAGCUGAGUCUGCAGGAACUUCCAGAAGAAGCCAGUGGAGAAAGUUCAGGUGAACCAGAACCACUUGAGCAGCAGAAACAGCAGAUUAUUAAUGAAGAAAGCACAGAGCUGUUCUCUUACAAAGGAAAUGAUGUUGAGUACUUUGUGUCCUCCAGUUCCCCAUCUGGCUUGUACCAGUUAGAACUCCUGUCAACAGAGAAAGAUACACACUUUAAAGUAUAUGCCACUACAACUCCAGAGUCAGACCAACCUUAUCCUGAAUUACCUUAUGAUCCGAGAGUUGAUGUCACCUCGCUUGGACGCACAACAGUCACAUUGGCAUGGAAACCAACUCCUACAGCAUCUUUAUUGAAACAACCUAUUCAAUAUUGUAUAGUCAUCAAUAAAGAACACAAUUUCAAAAGCCUCUGUGCUGUUGAAGCUAAGCUCAAUUCUGAUGAUGCCUUCAUGAUGGCUCCAAAACCAGGUCUGGAUUUCAGUCCAUUUGACUUUGCCCAUUUUGGCUUUCCAUCAGAAAAUAAUUCUGGCAAAGAACGUAGCUUCAUAAAAUCUUCAAAGCUUGGGCGCCACAUUCCUCCAAAGCCGAGGGUUGAUCUGCAGAAAAUUUGUAUUGGGAACAAGAACAUCUUCACAGUUUCUGAUUUGAAACCUGAUACACAAUACUACUUUGACAUGUUUGCAGUUAAUAUUGACACAAAUAUGAGCACUGCCUAUGUUGGCACCUUUGCCCGAACUAAAGAGGAAGCCAAACAGAAGACAGUUGAACUGAAAGAUGGAAAAGUCACAGAUGUAUUCAUCAAAAGAAAGGGAGCCAAAUUUUUACGGUUUGCUCCUGUUUCAUCACACCAAAAGGUCACCUUCUUUGUUCAUUCAUGCCUAGAUGCUGUGCAGAUCCAGGUUAGAAGAGGUGGAAAACUUAUCUUGUCCCAGAACGUUGAGGGUGUCCGUCAGUUCCAACUGAGAGGAAAACCAAAAGCUAAAUAUCUAAUUAGGCUGAAAGGAAGUAAGAAAGGUGCCUCCAUGUUGAAGAUUUUGGCUACAACAAGACCUAAUAAGCAGUCAUUUCCUUCUCUCCCCGAAGAUACCAGAAUCAAAGCCUUUGACAAACUUCGCACAUGUUCUUCAGUCACAGUGGCAUGGCUAGGCACACAGGAGAGAAAUAAAUUUUGCAUCUAUAGAAAGGAAGUGGAUGACAAUUACAAUGAAGAACAAAAGAAAAGACAACAGAACCAGUGCUUGGGUCCAAACACAAGGAAGAAAUCAGAAAAAGUCCUCUGUAAAUAUUUUCAUAGCCAGAAUAUACAAAAAGCAGUGACAACAGAGACAAUUAAAGGUCUGCAGCCUGGCAAGUCCUACCUGCUGGAUGUUUAUGUCAUAGGGCAUGGAGGACAUUCAGUCAAAUAUCAGAGCAAACUAGUGAAAACAAGGAAGUUCUGUUAGUGACCUUGUAUAUAAAAAUAUAUGGAACUCUAAUCUGAACGUUAUCUUACUUUAAGUAUACAGAUUGACUACUUACACAGCUGAGAAGUUGUGACCUGUAUUUGUACUGUGUAGAAAAUAUAUCAACUUGUAUAUUUAUGUUUACAUAAGUACUGGUUUGGAGGGGCUGAGCCUGGUGCUCUUUAUUGGCAUCCAGCAGUUGUAUUAUCAUGUGUCAAGCAGUCCACAUUUGAUGCUCAGUAGAUGGCAAAGGUAGCAAGAAACCUUGAAGAAACUGCCAUUCUUUUGCUUCCAUAUUGCAUGAACUGCUUCUAAAUUAUUUUAUUACUUAAAAGGCUGAGAAGUCAUUCAACCACCUUGUUAUUCACAUACAAAACCACACAGAAACACUUUCUCUCUAUGUAGAUGGUAGGAUUUCUGUAAAUUAUUUUAUAAAGUCUUGUUUUAAAUGUCUAUGUUUCUAUGAUUGUAAACUAUUAAAAGCAUCCCCAUUAAAAUGCAGAUCUAUACUAAAUAUUAACUGGGCUGCAGAUCAGUCAAUGUCAUUGCUAAUGUAAAUUCUUAUCUGCUUGAUUUUAAUGUUUAAAUACUGUAUGUAUUUCAUGUACAAAGAUGUCAUACAUUAUAUUCCUGUACAUAAAAUUAAAAAUAUUAGAUUAUAUAUUGCUUCUCUUUUCUUGAUAUUCUAAGGGAGAAAACAAGCACCCUGAAACUUAACAGUGUAACCCUGAAUGCUUAUGGAGUUUAUCUGUUGUUGUGUUUUUAAUGUUUUCAGAAAAGGGUGUCUAAAGAUGCCUAGAAUUACUAAUGCUACUGAGGAAGUUGUUAAAUAUGUAAGUGAUCAUAGGACAUUGGAAAAAAAGGCAGCUGUUGCAAACAUUGAAACUGCCGUGAUAUAGCAUUAAAAAUGUAGACAGCAUGGAAAUGCUUUAAAAUAUACUUUGUGAUUGAAAAUGCAAUCCAUUUUGUUGUUGUUAUUUUUUGAGUGCUGACAGUGUACUUAGCACUCUGCAUUCACUUGCAAAAUAACUGGACAGACAGUACAGUUCAAA
This is a messenger RNA of Gavialis gangeticus (Gharial), 3057 nucleotides long. RefSeq names its product neuron derived neurotrophic factor (gene NDNF). Lineage: Eukaryota; Metazoa; Chordata; Crocodylia; Gavialidae. Gene Ontology annotation, molecular function: protein binding. Gene Ontology annotation, biological process: extracellular matrix organization. The record is from RefSeq and is a predicted model, not a curated record. The transcript has 3 exons. Bases 302 to 2005 code for a protein of 567 amino acids.